AUGCUAAAUAUAACCUUCGGCGCGCUUCGGGUGCGGCCUUGCGUAGCGCCAGUAGUCGGUGGCCAGUGGUGGCGGUGGCGUAGCACCCAGCCGCAGGUAGCUGCCGCUGCCGGAGAGGGGCAGCUUAGCGACCGGGAUCCGGAGUGGGACCACGCACGGCCGUUCGACGAACUUCCGUCACCGACGCUGUUUGGCUUCCUGAAGGAAUUCGGCCCGUUCGGUAAAUACAAAGAUGGGACACUGUACGACAUCAACUGUCGCAUGCGCGAGCUGUACGGUCCCAUUAUGCGGUUUCGGGGAGCGUUCGGCCGCGAGGACAUCGUGAUGUCCUUCGUCCCGGAGGACUUUGAAAAGGUGUUCCGGACCGAGGGCCCCUGGCCCCGGCGUACCGGGAUGGAUGCGUUCGUGUACUACCGCAAGCAGCAGCGCCCGGAAUGGUUCAAGGGCUACGGAGGUCUGCUGGCGGAGCAGGGUGAAUCGUGGCAUAAUAUGCGCACGAUCGUCAAUCCUAUCAUGCUGCAGCCGAAGAUUAUUAAACUGUACAUCGACAAGGUGGACGAAGUGGCCCGCGAGUUCAUCGGCAUUGUGAACGAACUACGCGAUCAGAAGAACGAGCUGCCGGCCAACUUCAACGAGUGGAUUAACCGGUGGGCCCUCGAAACCAUGGGUGUGCUGGUGCUGGACGCACGGCUCGGUGUGCUGAGCCGGGAUCAAACACCGGAAGUCAGCAAGCUGAUCACCCUCACGAAGGACGCAGUGGAUCUGUUCUUCCAGCUAGACAUUAUGCCCUCGAUGUGGAGGAAGAUCAAAACACCGGGCUUCUAUCGGUUGAUGCGUACUCUCGAUCAGCUAUACUAUGUGAUUGCCGACAAAAUUGAUGAAGCCGUCGAGCGGAUGGAAAAGAAUCCGGGCGCCAGUUCCGACACGCUCAGCAUCUUGGAGAAGCUCCUGAAGGUGGAUCGCAACGCGGCGUUUAUCAUGUCCUUGGACAGCCUGUUUGCUGGGGUGGACACGACUUCAUCCGGAUCGACCGGUGUCCUGUACUGCCUGGCGAACAGUCCCGAGAAGCAGGACAAACUGCGGGCCGAGUUGCGUCAAAUCCUGCCCGACAAAGCGUCGCAUCUAACGCCGGAGAACAUGAAGAAUAUGCCGUAUCUGAGGGCCUGCAUUAAGGAAGGGCUUCGACUGUACCCUCCGACGUCGGGCAACGGGCGCUGUGCCGGCAAAGAUCUCGUUCUGCAGGGAUACCAAAUCCCGAAAGGGACGCUUGUAGGGAUGGGCCAGCUGGUCCUGCAGCGCCAGGAAGGACAGUUCACUAGACCAAGUGAGUUUCUGCCCGAGCGUUGGUUGACCGGUCCGGCCGCAUCCGGGUGUCCGAGUGCGAAGGAGGCGCACCCGUUCGUGUACAUGCCGUUCGGGUUUGGGGCUCGCACCUGCAUCGGGCGCCGUCUGGCCAUGAUGGAGAUGGAGAUACUGGUGUCCCGCCUUAUCCGCCAGUACCACAUCCGGUGGAACUAUGGCGAGCUGAAGUUCAAGGCCAGCAUAGUGAAUGUGCCGGCGACGGACCUGAAGUUUGAGCUGAAGGAUGUCAAAGAUUGA
Anopheles cruzii is the source of this 1599-nucleotide messenger RNA. RefSeq names its product cytochrome P450 CYP12A2-like. Lineage: Eukaryota; Metazoa; Arthropoda; Insecta; Diptera; Culicidae. Bases 1 to 1599 code for a protein of 532 amino acids. The record is from RefSeq and is a predicted model, not a curated record. Gene Ontology annotation, molecular function: iron ion binding; heme binding; oxidoreductase activity, acting on paired donors, with incorporation or reduction of molecular oxygen. The transcript has 8 exons.